AGAGAGAAACACUCACACACCAGCACACGGCGACCUCAUCGGCUCAUCCUCCUCGAUUCCGGCGGCCGACUCAAAUCCGAAUCGCCCCAAGAGAGAGAGAAUGGCGGCGGCGGCGCUCCGACCGGCGAUCCUCCGCCGCAUCCGCCUCUCCCCCUCCCCUGCGGCGGCUGCGGGGGCCGCGGCGGCGUCCCAGCCCCACGCCCUGGCGCGGUGGCUCGCGCGGCCCAUGUCCUCCCACGACGCCCACCUCACCCGCGACGAGGUCGUCGACCGCCUCCUCGACGUCCUCAAGUGCCACCCCAAGGUUGACCCCUCCAAGGUGAGUCCCGAGGCGCACUUCGAGAAGGAUCUGGGGCUGGACAGCCUGGACACGGUGGAGGUGGUGAUGGCGAUCGAGGAGGAGUUCAAGCUCGAGAUCCCCGACCAGGAGGCCGACAAGAUCGACUCCCUCCCGCUCGCCAUCGAGUACGUCGCCAACCACCCCAUGGCCGCCUGACCUCACCGAUCCGUCGUGCCGUGGUGAGGCUUUUCUUGAUUUACUAUUUUUGUUCUGCGGGGGAUGAAUAAUUUUGCUGGAGUGGUUCAGGAAAACUUGUCCCUGGUACUCUAGAUUAUGUGUUAUGUUGCCAUCGAUGUCGAUCUCUAAUGUAACAUCCACAAUUUCGGUUUUGUGACAAUAUGAUGCUAGAUUCUUGCUCUUUUGCUCAAUUGUUCAUCAUGUCGGAUGUGCCGUUGUUGUUAAAUAGUUUUGGGAUGUGCUGUUGUUGAUGAACUAGUUUUGUGGUGCACAAACUUGCUCCAGUUUGUUGCAAGAUCUGUAUGUGCAAAUUUCAUUCUUUAA
Messenger RNA from Oryza sativa Japonica Group (Japanese rice), 841 nucleotides. Its product is annotated as acyl carrier protein 1, mitochondrial. Gene Ontology annotation, cellular component: mitochondrion. Gene Ontology annotation, molecular function: acyl binding; acyl carrier activity. NCBI's taxonomy places the organism in Eukaryota, Viridiplantae, Streptophyta, Magnoliopsida, Poales, Poaceae. Gene Ontology annotation, biological process: fatty acid biosynthetic process. The record is from RefSeq and is a predicted model, not a curated record.